AUGCCGUUCGUUUGCGAAAAAGGGGAGAUUCUGAAGACUACCGCAACGAGAGAGAAAGGGAACUCAGCCCCUACAACAUCGAGACCUGUUUAUGUGCGUGCCAAGGAUUGUGAUAGGCGGUCGUGUUGGUCGCGAUCUUGGUGGCGAUUCUCUUCCUUCUCGCCUUGUGUUGGUGCAUCAAGUCACGAAAAAGGAACGAAGACAGCAUUGAGCGGAAGAACAUCAUUAGAGCCAGUAUCAAACUGCAAAGGAAGGCAUCAGCUCCUCAUCGCAAGCAACUUCCCUCACAUCAGUCAGCCAAAGCCACUCUCAGCUCGUCCACCAUCAACGCCUACGGAGAUCCUUUUAUCACCGAAAGUAUUAGGAAAACACCACAUGGUCGAGCAGCUGCUUCCCGUUCGCCGACGAAACCGUACGGAAACCGUACGGACGGAAUGCUCGGACUCUUUAUCCACUGAUCGCACGUAUGAUCGCCUGAGCUCUAUGGAUACCUCCAGGUGA
Molecule: messenger RNA, 501 nt
Organism: Cooperia oncophora
Lineage: Eukaryota; Metazoa; Nematoda; Chromadorea; Rhabditida; Trichostrongylidae
Source: the annotation of a GenBank genome assembly